UUAGGGCUGAGCAGGAAGUGCCUGACUGUGGACCCUGGAAGGGAGAAAAGAGCACCGGAAAAAUGCAAAAGAAAUUAAAAACGGAAAUGGUGGAAGACUUGGGGGCGAGUAGACUCUAUCGGGCGCCGGGUGAAUCAAGUCACCAGCAGCCUCAGAGGUGGUUCAACGCGGCAGACAUCACAGUGGCUCACCAGAGCAGCCUGCUGAAGCAGCUGAACCAGCAGCGCCGCCAGGAGCUCUUCUGCGACUGCAACCUGCUGGUGGAGGGUCAGCUCUUCAGGGCCCACCGCAACGUCCUGUUUGCCAGCAGUGGAUACUUCCGCAUGCUGCUGUCCCAGGGGCCGGACGGGCUGGCUGACUCCGUUGAUGCCACUUUCGACGUCUUCAGCCCCGAGACCUUCACCGUCAUCCUGGAUUUCAUCUACUCCGGCCAGCUGGACCUCUCAAGCCACAACGUGAUCGAGGUGAUGUCAGCAGCAAGCUACUUACAGAUGAACAAUGUCAUCAACUUCUGCAAGAACUUCAUCAAAUCUUCCUUGGAGAUCAGUGUAAAGGAUGAAGACAGUGAGCGUUGCCUCAGCGUGUCUGAGACCUGCAGUUUCACCAGUGUAGCAGGGGAUGAGACAUUAGAGCAGCAGCAAGGCCCCAGCUCUGUCAGCCCACCCCCUGCGCUCUGGACCCGGGACAACUCCAGAUCACAAUCUAGCUUUAUAGGAAAAGACUUAGACCAGGAGUCGUCGGCCUCAGUGAUGAAGACUAACCCGAGCAGCCCUGCUGAUGAUCUCCAUGCAGAGUCAGAGGACCUGCAUGACCCUCAGGAUCCUCUGUACACCCUGCCUGGAUCAGAGCGCCGGAGAGGUAAAGGGGGGACUAAGAGGAAAGGGUCCAACAGCAAUCGCUCCAACCAACCUGCGGACCUAGACCUGCAGGAGGCCAGGACACAAAAGGCUGAGAAGGCAGAGGAGCUUUAUGCUACUCUGCCACCUAUUGUGGGUGUAAUUGGACACUUCAAUAGAGACUCAAACCCCAUUAUGCGCUUCAAAUGUCCCUUCUGCACACACACGGUGAAAAGGAAGGCAGACCUGAAGCGACACCUGCGCUGCCACACUGGAGAGAGGCCGUACCCCUGUCAGGCCUGCAAUAAACGUUUCACUCGCCUGGAGCAUCUUCGGAGCCAUUUCGAGACGAUCCAUCAAGCCAGGAAGCUGGUUUGCAGGAAAUGUAAGUGUCAGGUGACGGAGGACACUGGGCAUGUGGUGUGUGAGGGCUCACGACGAUACCGCAUGUGCACCGCAUGCAUCCAGGAAGUGGAUUGUGAUGACAUCCCCAUGGACAGUCUAGAUGGCGCCAAUGAGGAGCCGGCACUAUUGUUGGGAGUAGACGGGGAGGAGGAGGGGGACAGCAAGAGGAGCUGGAUGGUAACUGAUGACGAUGACCUGGCUGAAGACUCGGGGGCCGACCUCAUCAUCCAACAAGUGGACGACAGUGACGAGGAGCUGGAGUGAAAUAUAGUGUGUGUGUGUGUGUGUGUGUGUGUGUGUGUGUGUGUGUGUGUGUGUGUGUGUGUGUGUGUGUGUGUGUGUGUGUGGGUGUGUGUGUGUGUGUGUGUGUGUGGUGUGUGGUGUGUGCGCGUGUGCGUGUGCGUGUGCGUGCAUGUGCUGAAGCCAUGCAGGAGAAUUUAUGAAUAACAUGUGAUCCAGUAAUGUAAAUACAUACAUUUAUGAUAUAUUAGUUAUAUAUAUACGUCUAUUAGUUAAAUGCAACCGGUUAAUGGUUACUUUAAAUGAGAAGUUGACCUUAGUGACAAAUGGAAUGCUUUUUGUUAAACUUCAUAAAUAUAUGCAGUAUCCAAAGCAUGCAUUGUCAGUGUUUCCUUUGCCUCUAUUAUUGUUAAAUAAUAACUCUUUCAAUAAUUUUUUCAUAUGCAUGUUAAAACACAUGCUACUUUUCGAGUCUUUCUGCUUUGAUAAAUGCUGGCGUUUGAACAAAACAAAGUGACAUGUUAUGACUCUACUGCUGUUUUCCUGCUCACUGUAGGGAAAAUCAACAGCAGACUUUUCUUUCCCUCCCAAUGUCACAAAGUUUUUCUAUGAUCAUUUUUGAUUAUGAUAUGCACUAUGGUAUAAAACCAAUUAUAAUGUAUUUGUCUGUUUCUUUUUACUUUUUGACACAUUAAAGAUAUUUUUAUACAA
Molecule: messenger RNA, 2192 nt
Organism: Gymnodraco acuticeps
Lineage: Eukaryota; Metazoa; Chordata; Actinopteri; Perciformes; Bathydraconidae
Gene: zbtb8a
Product: zinc finger and BTB domain containing 8A
Exons: 4
Coding region: 63-1505 (480 amino acids)
Biological process (GO): regulation of transcription by RNA polymerase II
Molecular function (GO): DNA-binding transcription factor activity, RNA polymerase II-specific; RNA polymerase II cis-regulatory region sequence-specific DNA binding; protein binding
Source: RefSeq, a predicted model, not a curated record